GUGAUACCUUGCUCUCAAAUCUCCGUUACAGACCUUGUUGCGCAUUGACCAGAUACUUUCUUCUAAACCUUCCAAUAUGGAAGAACUUCGCUCAUCACGCUUUCGAGCGAUUAUAUUCAUCUCGCUGAUCACUUCGUACCAGGCUCUCCACUCUCUGGCGGCUCCCUUCCCACCAGACGACCCGCAACUCGUCCGCGACGCCGUUCAUCUCAUCACAGUCACUACCGGCACAUGCUCAGAAGAAAGCACAUCGUCCACGCCUGCCCAAGCAUCAGAUAUAGCAGGACUACUUUCGAAACCAGUUCAAGGCAUCGUUUACGAGAUACAGGACGGCCAAAUUCAGGUAUCAGGACCAGGCCAUGCUGAACCAUCUCUCCAUCCAAGCACGACAACAGACGUCACAACAGACCCGACAACAGACCUGACAACAAGCCCGACGACAGAUCCAACAACAGACCCAACGACAGACCCAACUACCACUGCAACAUGUUCUAGCAGCUCAAGUAUUGCUGCUCGUGACGCCACCAUGACUGCUCCCUCUUUCUUGGGAACUCAGAUGUACGAUGUAGCAACCGACUCGUUCUCCACAAGUAUAUCAGACGCCUCUCUAACCCAACUCACGACCUCUGCGGUGCAGAGCGCUACACUCCCGGGACCCACGAGCACAUCUGGAAGUAUCGACACGACACUCCAAACUGCGCUUCAAACUUCAGCUCAGCCGUUCCCCACGUCGAUUGGGUCAAGCGACCUCUCUAUCGUGAACCCAUCAACUCUGCCCAACCCAUCGUCAACAUCGGUUCUGGAGUCCUUGUUCGUGAGCGACAUUUUUAGACCCAUUGGUACUGGUUCUCCGCUUGUUCCAGAUGCUGCUACCACUCAUCCCGUGCCUAGAACUGGCAUCCAACCACAGAGCCGGAAAUUGCAGACGAAUAAAUUCUACUCGUCUCUGUAUUUGAAUGAACAGACUUCUCCGGUCUUCACCUUCCCUUAUUCUGUCAACUGGGCAAAGGGCGGCGGCGAGCUACAAAGCUGGGGAAUGGUGGUGUCGCACACCGAACCAGGACAGUGGGCGACAUCUCCAGGCCAAGCAGGCAAAGACGCUGGACAGUGGGCUUUCUUCGGGGCACCUGUCGGUAUACAAUACCUCGUUCUGUCAGCCAGCGAGCUUGUGGAAAACCCAAACGACGGCAAAACACCGGGUCUUACUACACAGUCGCUAGAAUGGGGAUCUGUGAAGGCCAACCUGUAUCCUCCGAAUUGGAUGACUCCUGUCAUGACAGUACCACUCGUCCAGGGCUCAGCUUUCAUCACGGCUGAAUAUCACUGGGGAAAGCCGCUCAUUCAGUCCAGCGUCGGCUUCAAGAACAUCACUUUCGCUGGGGCUCUCCCAAACAACCUCACUUACAAAUAUCAGGCGUCUUUGCGGAACGGGCAUACAUGGCUCAUAUAUAUCACACCUCUGGAUGCUUCGUACGAGGUUAACAGAUUCGAUCUCGAUGGCGCUGGUAGCUCUAUCAAUGGUCCAUCCUGGUUCAAUGGCUUCAUCCAAGUUGCAAAGAUACCACAACCGGGCAGCGCAGAUCCUUUGAAGAGACGAGAUACUGUCUUUACCGAGACAGAUCCCGAGAAGAUCUAUGAUGCAUCCGCUGGCACAUACGCGAUCGGUCUAAAUAUCACUGGGUCGGUUAAUGGGCAAAGUGGCAGUUAUACUCUAUCAUGGACAAAAAAUGGCACUCUGGAUCAAGACUUGCUCAUGUUCGCCCUCCCGCAUCAUACCGCUUCUAUGAGCUACCCUGAUCAAAAUGGACUUACAAAUUUGCAACUGAGGACAACGACGAAAGGACUUGCUACUGCCGUCAAGGGCGACUCCUGGACCAUGACAGAGAAGGAAUUGCCGAUCAACAUGGGGUUUGCCCCAUGGACACCCGAUCAAGGCGAUGUGACGCAGUUCUCUGACUCUGCCCUCAAAGCAAUCCAAAGGGCAGGAGCGGACGACAUCCGUCAAGAUAUCCUCGGACAAACUAAUGUCAGCAGUGCAUACUACGACGGCAAAGCCUUGGCCAAGUUUGCUGCCACCUGCUAUACUCUCCAUGACAUCGUGGGGAACGACACGCUCGCGCUUUCGGGUCUCCAGCCCCUCAAGCAAGCCUUUGCUAAUCACAUUGACAAUCUACAGACCUGGCCUUUUGUCUAUGAUUCCAGCUGGGGCGGCGUGGUCAGCAACGCUUCCUACGUGACGGGAAACCCCCUCGAAGACUUUGGAAAUCCAUACUACAACGAUCACCACUUCCAUUACGGCUAUUUCGUCUACGCUGCAGCCGUUAUCGGGUACUUGGAUCCCGAAUGGCUCGGAAACUCCACCAACAAAGACUGGGUCAACAUGCUCGUUCGCGACUACGCCAACUCCGACCUCGACGAUCCUUAUUUCCCCUUUUCCAGAUCCUUUGACUGGUACCACGGCCAUUCCUGGGCAGCCGGCCUUUUCGACUCCGGAGACGGCAAGAACCAAGAAUCCUCCUCCGAAGACACCAUGUCCUCCUAUGCCAUCAAAAUGUGGGGCCAAGUCAUUGGCGAUGCCGCCAUGCAAGCUCGCGGCAAUCUCAUGCUCGCCGUACAGAAACGCAGUCUCGCAUCCUACUAUCUCUACACCACCGACAAUACCGUCGAACCCAGCUCCUUCAUCGGAAACAAAGCCGCGGGAAUCCUGUUCGAAAACAAAAUCGAUCAUACCACCUACUUUGGCGCGGAACCGGAGUAUAUUCAAGGUAUUCACAUGCUUCCCUUGCUACCGCUUAGUCCAUAUGUUCGCACAUCCACAUUCGUGUGUCAAGAGUGGGAUGCGUAUUUUGCGAAUAUCACGUCUGAUGGGAGCAACACGAAGAAGAUUAGCACAGUACAAGGUGGUUGGAGGGGUAUUCUCAUGGCGAAUUUUGCCAUGUGCAAUACAAGUACGGCUAGGGAGGCUUAUGCCUUUUUUUCGGGCGACGAGAUGGAUCAGAGUUUUCUGGAUGGUGGGGCUAGUUUGAGCUGGUAUCUCACUUUUGUGGCGGCAUUGGUUGAUGGGGUUAUACUUUGAUGGAGACUGAAGGGAAAGAGAAGAAAAGAGAGAGUGAGAGAAAGAAGGCGGCGGUGGCGGUAUAUUAUUUGCCUCUCAUUCUUCGGUACAUAAAUAUACCUAUAUAGUAAGUGCGACACGACUACUAACAACAACAGCGCCUGGUGGCAUAUGGCAUACAGAAUAUGACGGAACUGGAUGGAACGAAGUACAACAGGACAUGAUACCACGCUAGGAAUCGGAUACGAUAGAAAGGGCAUUCAUUGUUCAUGGCUUUCGACAACAGCGAGCAAACAAUCCAUGGUGUUGGUCGGGAAACGACAGACAUUACAAUCA
This is a messenger RNA of Sphaerulina musiva SO2202, 3391 nucleotides long. RefSeq names its product glycoside hydrolase family 81 protein. Bases 1037 to 3076 code for a protein of 679 amino acids. Gene Ontology annotation, molecular function: glucan endo-1,3-beta-D-glucosidase activity; endo-1,3(4)-beta-glucanase activity. Gene Ontology annotation, cellular component: cell surface. The transcript is spliced from 3 exons. Lineage: Eukaryota; Fungi; Ascomycota; Dothideomycetes; Mycosphaerellales; Mycosphaerellaceae. The record is from RefSeq and is a predicted model, not a curated record.